This is a messenger RNA of Ooceraea biroi (clonal raider ant), 444 nucleotides long. RefSeq lists its product as uncharacterized. The record is from RefSeq and is a predicted model, not a curated record. NCBI's taxonomy places the organism in Eukaryota, Metazoa, Arthropoda, Insecta, Hymenoptera, Formicidae.
GGGAAGAAUAGAAUUCUUUAAAAGGAGAGGAUGGAGUAUGUCAGAGGUGAGAGAGAAGAAAGAGGUAGGGAAACUUUAGUGGAGGAGCUGAUUAAAGCGGGAAAAGAGAUAGGAAAGGAAGAAAGAUGGAAAAGAAUAAGAGAAUCAAAUUAUAACAAAUGGUAUAAAUGGAUAAAAGGAGAUGGUAUACCGGAAUACUUAAAGAAAGGAUGGGGAGAGAGCAGGUGUAGGAGACUGGCAAGGUUUAGAUUAGGAAAUGAAAUGAGAGCGGGACAGUAUUGGAAAGAGGAGGAAGAAAGGAAAUGCAGAAUGUGUGGAAAAGAGGAGGAGACAUGGGAACAUGUAUGGGAGAAAUGUAGAGAUUGGAGAGAACAGGAGAGAGGGGGAUGGAUGGAGAGCGUGGAGAGGAUACUGGAGGGGAGGGAGAGGGAGAGGAAUGGUUGA